Molecule: messenger RNA, 581 nt
Organism: Zootermopsis nevadensis
Lineage: Eukaryota; Metazoa; Arthropoda; Insecta; Blattodea; Termopsidae
Gene: levy
Product: cytochrome c oxidase subunit 6A levy
Biological process (GO): mitochondrial electron transport, cytochrome c to oxygen
Cellular component (GO): mitochondrial inner membrane; respiratory chain complex IV
Molecular function (GO): enzyme regulator activity
Source: RefSeq, a predicted model, not a curated record
CUGGUUGGUAUCCGGUUCCCCUCCUUCCUAUCUAAUUUGGUCAAUCGAAGGAUAACCAGGAAAAUGGCUGGCGCUGUUGGAAAUUCUCUUCUACAUCGAAUUAUUUCUGCUGUUCCUGCACGGGCUAUUCAUGGCCCAUCAGCUGGAGAGCAUUCAGGUGGGUACAAGCUGUGGAAGAAUCUUUCCUUUUUUGUUGCCUUGCCAGCGGUGGGACUCUGCAUGGUGCAUGCUUAUCUCAAGCACCAAGAAGAACAUCACCAUGAACGACCAGAGUUUAUUCCAUAUGAACAUCUACGGAUAAGAAAUAAGAGAUUCCCUUGGGGUGAUGGCAACCAUUCACUGUUCCACAACCCACAUGUAAAUGCUUUGCCUGAUGGAUAUGAAGAGUAGCCAAAAAGGUUUUGUGCCAGUGCAGAUAUCAGAAGAAUUUAGUGUUGUGCAUCAGCUUGUACAAGCAAAACUUAGCUUUGACAGUACAGACUUGUGCACUGCAUUAGUAUGUGUAUGUAUUUUCAUUAUUCCAAUGUUACAUGUGUAAUGGUUGCUGUAGAUAUGAAUAAACAAAACGUAUCUUUCAUGUG